Messenger RNA from Penicillium verrucosum, 882 nucleotides. Its product is annotated as SDR family NAD(P)-dependent oxidoreductase. The record is from RefSeq and is a predicted model, not a curated record. The coding region runs from base 1 to 882 and encodes 293 amino acids. Gene Ontology annotation, molecular function: oxidoreductase activity. Lineage: Eukaryota; Fungi; Ascomycota; Eurotiomycetes; Eurotiales; Aspergillaceae. The transcript is spliced from 3 exons.
AUGGCCCAUCUCCAAGCAUCAAAUCUAUUCUCAGUCAAAGACCGAGUGGUCGUGAUCACUGGAGGCGGAAGUGGUCUCGGACGUAUCAUGACCAAAGCCCUGGAUGCCAAUGAAGUCUCCAAGAUCUUCAUCCUAGGCCGACGCGAGGACGCCCUCCAAGAAACCGUAUCACAAACCAUAAACGGCACCGUCAUCCCGAUCAAAUGCGACAUCACCUCAAAGGAAUCUCUCGAGGCAGCCUACCAAGCCGUCGCAGCCCAAACAACACACGUCGACCUCCUAAUUGCCAACAGCGGCAUAAUGGACGGCUCCCUCCCGCCUCUAUCACAAGUCCGCGACGAACUCUUUAAUAUCCCCAUGGAGGAGUUUAACACCGUAUUGAAUGUGAAUGUUACCGGGUCGUAUUACACGGUGUUGGCCUUUUUGCCUCUGCUUGAGGCGGCGAAUAAGAGACGUCCUGCGCCACAGGAGGAUGUUCUUGCUGCUCCGACUGCACAGGUUAUUAUCACUAGCUCAAUUGCAGGGUUUAUUCGCAAAGUACCCUUUAGCUUUGCGUAUAAUACCUCCAAGGCUGCUACGACGCAUCUGAUUAAGUUGCUUUCGACUUCGUUUGCUCAUUACGGUAUUCGGGUCAAUGGCCUCUCGCCUGGUCUUUACUACUCGGAUAUGGCAAACCAUAUCUUCCAGGCUUCGGGUAUUCAGGGUCGGGCUAUUUCUGAUGGCUCGUUCCCCAAGGAGAUGGUUCCUGCUACUCGUGGUGGUAGUGAGGAGGAUAUUGCGGGUUUGAUUGUUUGGCUGGCUAGUAACUCGGGUGGUUAUAUCAAUGGUAAUAUCUUGGUUACUGAUGGUGGCCGAAUUUCUGUUUCGCCUGCUGUCUACUGA